Messenger RNA from Camarhynchus parvulus, 1841 nucleotides. It is a transcript of the gene SLC13A3, whose product is annotated as solute carrier family 13 member 3. Gene Ontology annotation, biological process: citrate transport; monoatomic anion transmembrane transport. Bases 12 to 1832 code for a protein of 606 amino acids. The record is from RefSeq and is a predicted model, not a curated record. NCBI's taxonomy places the organism in Eukaryota, Metazoa, Chordata, Aves, Passeriformes, Thraupidae. Gene Ontology annotation, cellular component: membrane. Gene Ontology annotation, molecular function: succinate transmembrane transporter activity; citrate transmembrane transporter activity; sodium:dicarboxylate symporter activity. The transcript has 14 exons.
AUGGGCGCGGGAUGGCGGCGCUGGGGGCGCUGGUGAAGAAGGCGUGGAGCGUGCGGAGGUUCGUGGUGCUGCUGUGCGCGCCGCUGGCGCUGGUGCCCAUCCUGCUCAGCCUCCCCCCCAAGGAAGGAAGAUGCCUCUAUGUGAUCCUGCUGAUGGCCCUGUACUGGUGCACCGAGGCCCUGCCCUUGGCUGUGACAGCUCUGCUGCCCAUCGUCCUCUUUCCCUUCCUGGGGAUCCUCCCAUCUAACAAAGUUUGCCCACAAUACUUUUUAGACACCAAUUUCCUGUUCCUCAGUGGUUUAAUCAUGGCCUCGGCCAUUGAGGAGUGGAAUUUACACCGCAGGAUUGCUCUCCGGGUGCUCAUGUUGGUGGGAGUCCAGCCAGCCAGACUAAUCUUAGGGAUGAUGUUGACAACGUCUUUCCUGUCCAUGUGGUUAAGUAAUACUGCCUCCACUGCUAUGAUGCUUCCAAUUGCAAAUGCAAUUUUAAAAAGCCUCUUUGGGGAGAAAGACACUUCUAAGGAUAUGAACAGGGAAAAUGAAGAAAACCAAGCAUCUUUACAGCAGAAUAAACUUUACACUGUACCAACUGAGAUGCAGUUUCUGGCAAGUACUGAGGACAACAAAGAUCUGGCGGAGGAGAAGGAGCUCUCCAGUGAUGCUCUCUCAGACUUAAAGAAGGAGGAGGAAUACAAAACAAACAUAUGGAAAGGUUUCCUCAUCUCAAUCCCAUAUGCAGCCAGCAUUGGAGGUACAGCAACGCUGACGGGAACUGCACCAAACCUCAUCCUUCUGGGACAGCUGAAGAGUUAUUUUCCAGAAUGUGAUGUGGUGAACUUUGGUUCUUGGUUUAUGUUUGCAUUUCCUUUAAUGCUGAUUUUUCUUCUCAUGGGAUGGCUAUGGAUCUCCAUCCUGUAUGGAGGAAUUAACCUGAGGGGCUGGAAAACAAAAAAGUCAAAUAUAAGAGUGGAUGCAGAAGCCCGAGCCAAGGAGGUGAUAAAGGAGGACUACCAGAAACUGGGUCCAACAAAGUUUGCAGAACAGGCAAUUUUCUUCUUCUUCUGCAUGUUUGCAAUCAUGCUGUUCUCCAGGGAUCCCAAAUUCAUUCCAGGCUGGGCAAGCUUGUUUGCACCAGGGUUUAUUUCAGAUGCAGUUACAGGAAUCACCAUUGUGAUUAUACUGUUCUUCUUCCCUUCACAAAAACCUUCCUUCAGGUGGUGGUUUGACUUGAAAGCACCAAACACAGAGACCCAGCCCUUGCUGACUUGGAGGAAGGCCCAGGAGACAGUGCCCUGGAACAUCAUCCUGCUGCUUGGAGGAGGCUUUGCCAUGGCCAAGGGCUGUGAGGAGUCUGGCUUGUCUGUGUGGAUAGGAGGCCGUCUGCAUCCCCUGGAGGGGGUGCCACCUCCCGUGGCUGUCAUCCUCAUCACGGUUGUCAUCGCCUUGUUCACGGAGUUUGCCAGCAACACUGCCACUAUUAUCAUCUUUCUGCCUGUCUUGGCAGAGCUGGCCAUUCGUCUGAAAGUGAAUCCCCUCUAUUUAAUGAUACCAGGAACUAUAGGAUGCUCCUAUGCAUUCAUGUUGCCAGUCUCAACACCUCCCAACUCAAUUGCCUUUUCCUCUGGACAUUUGAUGGUCAAGGAUAUGGCCAGAACGGGGUUGCUCAUGAAUCUUAUGGGAGUUCUGCUUCUUAGCCUGGCUAUGAACACAUGGGCCAAGAGCAUCUUCCAGCUGGGGACCUUCCCUGCAUGGGCCAACAUCCAUGCAGAAAAUGCCACCUCACUUGUGACAGCUGUAGAAAAUGUCACUUUAAGUGCACUAAAUAAAAUAUGAACAAAGCCA